Molecule: messenger RNA, 12242 nt
Organism: Xyrauchen texanus (razorback sucker)
Lineage: Eukaryota; Metazoa; Chordata; Actinopteri; Cypriniformes; Catostomidae
Product: A disintegrin and metalloproteinase with thrombospondin motifs 7
Exons: 24
Biological process (GO): proteolysis; extracellular matrix organization
Cellular component (GO): extracellular matrix
Molecular function (GO): metalloendopeptidase activity
Source: RefSeq, a predicted model, not a curated record
UAGUUUAACAUGAUGGUUCAGUUAGGCUGUGGCAUUAACGUUUUGGGACCAGCACCUUUCUCUCUCUGCUUUGUGAUUACAGCUGGACUUCUAUAUACAACAACGAACGGAUAUAAGCCAGAAACAGAUGGUUCUCUUGACGGGCUUCCCAACUACCAAGUUGUUCAUCCUGUCAGAGUGGAUUCAACUGGACAUUUCUUGUCAAAUCACGUGUCCCACCGUGCGAGUCGAAUUCAGAGGAGAGAGACGGCAAAAAACGCCAAGAACCUUGCCCAAGUUUUCUACCAUCUGCAGUAUGGUGGGCAUGACCUGCACUUUAACCUUACCCUAAACUCUCAUCUCCUGGCACCUGGCUUCAUUACAGAGCGGAGAUUUGGUGGCCUGCAAGGGUCUACGUUACAUGGCCAUAGCCAUUCUCUCUGCUACUUCCUGGGAGAUGUGAGGAGUAGUACACUGAAGACAGGUCAAGCAGCUGUGAGCACUUGCAAUGGCUUGACAGGGCUGUUCAAGCUGUCAGAAGAGGAAUUCUUCAUUAGUCCGCUGAAGCCGCCACAAGAAGACUCAGCACCACAGGCUCAUGCCGUCUACAAGCGACAUGCUGUUCAAUCAGAACAGCAGCUGCUGCAGCCUUUGUUAGAGAAGCAAACAGCUAGUGCGACCUGUGGGGUCAAAGAUCAUUGGGGAGGUGUAGAUCGAGUGGAAAGGCAUAGAGAGCGCUGGGAGAGACGGCAACAUCGCAGACGGAUCAGACAGCGCUCUAUAAGCACUGAGAAGUGGGUUGAGACUUUGGUCGUUGCUGAUCCUAAAAUGGUGGAGUACCAUGGUAGCAAAGGAGUCGUGAGCUAUGUGCUGUCUGUCAUGAAUAUUGUGGCAGGCUUGUUUCAUGAUGCCAGUAUUGGAAAUGCUAUCAACAUUGUAGUUGUGCGUCUCGUUCUGCUGGAGAAGGACGAGGAGGAUCUGAAAAUCACCCAUCACGCAGACAACAGCCUGAAUAGCUUCUGUAAGUGGCAGAAGGGCAUGAACAUGAAGGGCGAUGAACAUCCUGUUCAUCAUGAUGUGGCUGUCCUGCUCACUAGGAAAGACAUUUGUGCAGCUAUUAAUAAGCCGUGUGAGACGUUAGGGCUAUCUCACGUGGCUGGAAUGUGCCAACCGCAUCGCAGCUGCAGCAUCAAUGAAGAUACAGGUCUCCCCGUGGCAUUUACAGUAGCGCAUGAGCUCGGCCACAACUUUGGGAUUCAGCAUGAUGGGAAUGGGAAUGACUGCGAACCCAUUGGAAAAAGACCCUUUGUGAUGUCACCGCAGCUGCUGUAUGGCACCUCUCCACCCAACUGGUCUCGCUGCAGCCGCGAGUACAUCACACGCUUCCUCGAUCGAGGUUGGGGCUGGUGUCUGGAUGACCCUCCAGUCAGGAACGAGCUGGAGAUGCAGUCUUCUCCCCCCGGUGUGUUGUACAGUGCUGCUCAUCAAUGCAAACUCCAGUAUGGCUCCAGUUCACAGCUCUGUGACGAUGUGGACAAUAUCUGUAGCACCCUGUGGUGCACAGUGGAUUCAACCUGCCACUCGAGGCUGGAUGGCGCUGUGGAUGGGACCAAGUGUGGUGAGGGCAAGUGGUGUUUUGACGGGGAGUGUGUGGCAGUGGGCUCCCAGACUAAGAGUGUGAAUGGAGGCUGGGCUUCAUGGAGCGAGUGGUCUGACUGCACUAGGACUUGCGGUGUAGGAGUUCAGAAUGCCCAGAGGGACUGUAUCAACCCUGUACCUAAAUACGGAGGUAAAUACUGUCUCGGGGAUCGACGUAGAUAUCGAACCUGCAACCGUGACCCCUGCCCUGUGGACCAGCCCAGCUUCAGAUUCAUCCAGUGCAGCCGCUUCAACACGGUCCCUUAUAAAAAAAAGUUUUACAAAUGGACACAUGUGAAUAACAGAGUUAAUCCGUGUGAACUGCACUGUAGACCUGUGAACGAGCAGUUCUCAGAGAGGAUGCUGGACACUGUCAUUGAUGGAACACCUUGUUAUGAAGGCAGUCACAGCCGUGACAUUUGCAUUAAUGGCAUCUGCAAGAACCUUGGCUGUGAUUAUGAGGUUGACUCAAAUGCUGUUGAGGAUCAAUGUGGUGUAUGCCAUGGAAAUGGUUCCACGUGCAAGACAGUGAGGAAGACCUUUGAGGACAGUGAAGGGCUUGGCUAUGUAGACAUAGGCUUAAUUCCAGAAGGAGCACGGGACAUCCGUAUUGAGGAAGUUGCAGAGGCUGGGAACUUCUUGGCAUUACGCAGUAAUGACCCUGAAAAAUAUUUCCUGAAUGGUGGCUGGACGAUCCAGUGGAACGGGGAAUACAAGGCAGGAGGAACAAUAUUCACUUACGAGAGGAACGGCCAGCUGGAAAACCUGUCUUCCCCUGGACCAACCAUGGAGCCAGUGUGGAUUCAGCUGCUCUUUCAGGAGACGAAUCCAGGGGUACGAUACGAGUACACAAUAAGCAGAGGCACUCUUGUCGAAUCCAACUACGGUACCCCUGCCUCUUAUUUCCAGUGGAUAUUUGGGGCCUGGACAGAGUGCAGUGCUACAUGCGGAACUGGUGUACAAAGACAAGCUGUGCAUUGUGUCGAGAGAACAUCUGGAAUUGUUGAGGAGCAUUACUGUGAUCCAUCAACCAGACCAGAUGACAUGCAAACAAGCUGCAACAAGGAGUCAUGUCCAGCCAUAUGGUGGGUUGGAGAGUGGCAGAAGUGCUCAUCAUCUUGUGGAGACAUAGGGCUAAGUAAGAGGACUGUGCUUUGUAUUCAGAGUGUGACCCUGGAUGAGCAGCGAGCGCUACAGCCUACCGAAUGUCAACACAUGCCUAAGCCUCAAUCAAUUGUUCCCUGCAACUCACACGUUCCUUGUCCUGCAGAUUGGAAUACUGGAGUCUGGUCAGAGUGCUCCGUGAGCUGUGCAGCUGGUCUCCAAAGUCGUGACGUGACCUGCAGCUGGAAUACUGGCAUGGACUGUGACCCGAAAGCCAAGCCUAUUUCAACCAUGCCAUGCAAUGCACAGGACUGCCCCACAAAUUCAGACAUCUUUGACCAGGACUGGUCUGGAAGUGGAGCAUCUAGCAAAGAAGUUGUCAAUGAGAUUCAAGCAAUACCUUAUGAUGCACCCAAAUUUGGCGGUGGUUCAACUAGAGCUCAGCACAGGGGCAAUGUUGACCUCAAUAAUAUUGUAGAAGAUGAUUUCUCACAUUUUAGUCAUGUAGACAAGCCUUCUGAUAAUUCCAUUGGGAACAAUCUUCAAGUUGAUGAUUUUUACUAUGACUACAAUUUCAUAAAAUUUCACGAGGAUCUGUCAAAUGACCUUGACAAGGAGGGAAAUGAUGUGUUUGAUAACUCUGGAAUAAAACAAAGGAAAGAUGUCUCCAUAACUACUUCAUCACCAUCCACCACAGUGGACCAACUAAAUUCCACCAACAUGCACUCUAACAGCAUCACCAACAAGGGUACUGAUAGUCAUGGACCUCAAAAUUCAGAUGAAACUAGCGAUGAAGUAUUUGAUGAUGACUAUUUCCUACCUUUCAUUACAACAACAGAACCAUCCUCUCCAGUUACAAGGUUCUUUAACAAAUGGAAAAAAUUAAACGUUGAUCUUGGUGUAACUCAGGGCUUCAGUACUACAAGGAACCCUACACCAACUGCGGAGCACACGUUAUCAUAUGAAACUGUGCCAGACAUCUUUUGGACACCUAAACCACUUGAAACUCCUUACGAAAACUCACAUAACUUUUAUGAUUACAAAGAACUAGAUAACACCAAAACACCUGUAACUAUAGACGAGGCUGGGAAGGAUGGAGAAGAUAAGGAGAAGUUUGGCGAAGAUGUUCCUGGAGGUGAGAGCGAAUGGGAAAACGUUCAACCACAACCAAGCACUCAAACAUAUAAGCCUUCGUCAGAUGAUGUAUUUCAGUUUAAAACCAGUGAGAUCAGUCAAGCUGAUAAUCCCACGACUCUUAUUCAAUUGAAUAUGGACUCUCCAACGGUCUCAUUAAGCACAAUUUCACACCCAUUUGAGCUACUCAGCAGUACUUCCAACGUUGUCACUGAAUCAACAACAAACACCAAGUCUAUUGAACCAUGGCUCACUGUAAGUGAGACUAUUACAACCUCGGAUAACCUUUCUCCAGAGUCCAUUCCUUCUCCGACUUCCUUUAACAUUGCCAAACAUUACAGUAGCAUGACCUCAGCAGCUGGAACAACAGCUCUACCUCCUACAGAUAUGGAAAGGGAUUUGGCGCCCCCAUUCUUGAUUCCAACUGAGAUUCCAGGCACUACAUUUGGAACGGAGACUCACAGUUUGUAUUCGAGAGCACCAACCAAGACCAAUAAGCCUGGAGCUUCAUAUCCUAGCAUAGGGCCUUGGGGAACUUCGGUCACCUUACCUCGCUGGACAGAGAUUGAAAUAACUGCCAGAAUACAAAGACCUAGUCUCUCUACUCCAACUGUGCUGCCAUCUCCGGCUACUUCCAAUGAGCCUUCAGUGCUUUCUUCUAGCCCUACGAUGCCUACUGGGUUGAUGCUGUCCUCCUUAUCCCCAUUAGCCUCCCCUGCACACUGGAGAAAGGGCAACUGGAGUGCUUGCUCCACAAGUUGUGGGCUUGGUGCCAUCUGGAGGUCAGUGUCCUGCAGCACUGGCAAUGAAUCAGACUGUGAUUUAGCUACCAGACCAGUGCCAGCGCGCCGGUGCUACCUACGACCCUGCUCCGCAUGGAAAAUUGGAGAGUGGAGUAAAUGCUCAAAGAAUUGUGGUGGAGGCGUGAAACUGCGAGAGAUUCAGUGUUAUGACACACGAGAUCAGAGACCACUGCGGCCCUUCCACUGCCAGGCCACUUCUCUGAGGCCACCUACCCAAAUGCCCUGCAACAUCCACAGCUGUCUGGACUGGUACACCUCUUCUUGGGGACAGUGUUCUGAGCUGUGUGGAGGUGGAGAGCAGCAGAGGCUGGUCACCUGCCCUGAAACUGGGAAAUGUGAUGAGGAGCUGCAGCCCAGUUAUAUUCAGACUUGCAACAUCUAUCCAUGCAUCCAGUGGGUUACUGGAUCCUGGGGUCAGUGUUCAGUAUCCUGUGGAGGAGGCGUUCAGCGCCGGCUAGUCAAAUGUGUCAACACUAAGGCUGAGCUGGAGGAAGAAAAUGAGCAUACGGAUUGUGACCACGAACCCCGGCCAAAGAACAAGCACAAGUGUAACAUUCAAAAGUGUGACAGCGCCCCCUCUGGUCAGUUGUGUUUACGUGACCGUUUGACAUUUCGCUUCUGUCAGACCCUCCAGGGGCUCGGUCGAUGCCAUCAGCCUUCGGUCCGUUCACAGUGCUGUAAGACCUGCAGGCUGCACUCACGGGGCAGUGAUCGCAUUGCACGCCGCUGAGAUACUGAGGGAUCGAAGGAUGACUGCUCUCAGCCAGGACAUACAUUUCAACACAGAUUGUGACACACCAAUACUCAAAGUAGCUACGGACCAAUCCAUAACCAUCUGUUCUGGCCUACAGUAGCUGCUUCCACUGAUUAUGUAGCAGUUCACCAGGAAGCUAUUUGUCCUUACAUAAUUAAUGAAUGUUCUGAGUUCAAGUUUACCUCCAUCGACAGCAUCUGUGGCAUGCAAUCAGUUGUCGCAGAGAAUCAUUUCGACUCAGUUUUUAAACAACAAAAAUUGUGUUUCGAUUAAAGGCACUUGCAAGGGGGGACAACUGGACCUUUUGUCUCAGGCCCGGAGGGGUGGGGACAAAAAAAGCUGUCCCAUAUAGUGGAGCGCAUCUAAACAUGUUCAGCAGGAGACACAUAAUACAUAUAAACACAGAGGCAUUACACAAUAACAAAAGCCGUGUGGGUAGCACAUGUUGAUGGAAUAACGGAAUAACAGUCUGCACAACGGACAGCCGGAGGGGGGCCCGCUGAAUACGUUUUGCACCGGGCCCAGGAAUUUCAUAUUGCAGCCCUGAGUAGAAGUCUAUUGGGCAUUAUACCAAAAUAAACAUUAAAAUGUACACAAUUCUGAAAGUAUAGCCACAAUACUUGUUAACAUGGGACUUGUAUGAUAGAAUUGUACACUAACAAGGUCUGUGCAAAGAUAUCCAGUCUUUCAACUCCUGUCAAGACUAUGUAAAGCCGGUAAACCCUGUAAUUUUGGCAUUAUACAUGCAAAAAUGCCAUAAAGGUACUGUUUACCUCGAAAAGUAGUCCCGCCUCUAAAAGGCUAUUUAAGCCAAAAGCACAGUCUUUCGUUUUGAAUAGUUUUGGUGCUCACACUACAUGACUGAUCGCAGACUGGGUGCAUCAACUACAAGACCAUUCAUCCACAACUGAAGCUACAAUCCCGAAAUUUGUCCUCACAAAAAAUCCCACACAUACUGUAGCAUCGAUAGAGUUUCUUCAUAAUAACAUAUCAGUAAACAACAUGAAAGACGGGCUUGUGCCUGUUUUAACACCGAUUUGUACAAAACCGACGAAAUAAGAUAAAGAUCAGAAGAUAUUUACAUUUACAUUUAUGCAUUUGGCAGACGCUUUUAUCCAAAGCGACUUACAGUGCACUUAUUACAGGGACAAUCCCCCUGGAGCAACCUGGAGUUAAGUGCCUUGCUCAAGGACACAAUGGUGGUGACCAUGGGGUUAGAACCUGUGACCUUCUGAUUAACAGCCCUGUGCUUUAGCCACUACGCCAUCACCACUCACAGAUAUUCAUGCGACAGCGGUUAGGCUAGGCUAGGUUAGAGACAUGGGUAGCAGUUUUAUUUUAUUUAUUUGCUUCCUGAUAGAGAGCAACAGUGCCCGUCCACGUUUUCGUGGAAUAAUUUUUCGGUUUCAUGUUUUCCAUAGGGACUCCAUCAAAUCCUCCAUAAAAGAGUUGUAAGUCAAACUUGGAUUUGAAGCAAAUACUGUAUGCAUUUGUAAAUCGGACCAAAAGUCAAAGGUACAAGACUGUGUACUUCACGUCUUUAAUAAGGGAAUAUACUACAAUCCCAUGAAGCAUUGUGAAUGAUGUAAUCUAAUUAAAAAGGAUGGAAAAGGGGCCUGGGUAGCUCAGUGAGUAUUAACACUGACUAUGUACCUCCCUAGCAGCUGGGCCAAUUUGGUUGCUUAGGAGACCUGUGGAGUCACUCAACACACUCUGGAUUCAAACUUGUGACUCCAGCCAGGUCUCCUAAGCAACCAAAUUGGCCCGGUUGCUAGGGAGGGGAGAGUCACAUGGGGUAACCUCCUUGUGGUCACGAUUAGUGGUUCUCGCUCUCAAUGGGGCACGUGUUAAGUUGUGCGUGGAUCUUGGAGAGUAGCAUGAGCCUCCACAUGCUGGGAGUCUCUGCGGUGUCACGCACAAUGAGCCACGUGAUAAGAUGCACAGAUUGACGGUCUCAAAAGCGGAGGCAUCUGAGACUUGUUCUCCACCACCCGGAUUGAGGUGAGUAACCGCGCCACCACGAGGACCUACUAAGUAGUGGGAUUGGGCAUUCCAAAUUGGGGAGAAAGGGGGAUAAAAUUAAUAACUAAAUCAUUUUAAAAAAGGAUGGAAAAAUAUUAAACUAUUGAAUAUAUGGUAUUAUUUCAUAAUAAUUGUUGCCAAUUCUAAUCGUUCAAUUUGCGCAGUGACACCAGUUUCAUACACUAACCUGCAAACUCAUCAACAUCACUUUUAUUUUUGAAGAAGUACAAAAACCUUUGUUACUUUUAAGUGUAUAGUGAUCCACCACAACUUUGUACUGCAACUGCGCCUCUCCUACCAGCGACCGGUUUCAGUAAAUGUUAUAUCUCCCCCUUGUGGUUUCCCAAAGCAAUUAUGCCAUUGAAAAGCACACAAAUUAGGCUUCUAAUUUAAAUGUCGGCUAGUGUUAAUAUAUCAAUUUCUCAAAAAUAUAUCGAUAAAAUAACGUGCCGAUCAAUAAUCGAUAUCCAUAGAGACUUUUACCAAAUGCAAGCUGCACAUUUCUGCAUUUAAACCCUCAGCAGUGUCUUGCCCCAUAGAAUUCCAUUGUAAGUGCAGUGCUGUAAGCCCAAUUUGUGUUGUUUACAAACUAAAAGUGAAGUCAAAAUUAUAUUUAUGCUAAUUGAGUUUAACUUCAACCCAGAACAUUUCUACAACACAUUAAUGGUGCUUAAACCGCAUGUCAUCUCAGACGAUUGGUAUUAAACUAGGUAGAGUGGACUAUCUUGCCAACUCACUAGUGAUUAGUUAAACUUUCGUGCCAAGCACAUUUUAUAUACCAUUUACAUGACAGCAGCAGUGGUUUCUUUUUAACAAUUGCUGGUACAAAAGAUGCAUUAUUCAUCAUUUUAAGCAUGUACAGAAACUUUGAACUCUGCCAGGAUACCCAAAAUUGUUAUUAUUUACUCACCCUCAUGUCAAUUUUAACCUUUAUUACUUUCUUCUUCUGUGGAAUACAAAAGAUGUUGUGUACAAUGUCCUUGUUGUCCAUACAUUGAAGUGAAUGAGGACUGGGCCUGUCAAGCUCCAAAAAUGACAAAAAGCACCAAAAAAGCAGUCCAUACGACUCGUGCACUAUAUUCCAAGUCUUUUGAAGAAAUAUGAUAGCUUUUUUUUGUUAAUUUUCACCUCUGCUGCAGUUCUUAAAUGCAUAGUCUGACAUCAGUGACAAAGACACUUGAGAUGAUGUUUGAUGUCAUUGAUGUCGCCAAACCUGGUGCGAAGUGUCUCGGGGUGAUAACAGAAUGUUUUGGGGGGGUUGAAGAGUGCAGCACAAGACGGUUAUAUUCCAUUUCGUUGUCGUUUUGCGCUAUUUAAUAUUACUCUUUUUCUCCAUAGAUACUGUAGUGAGAUUUUAGGAGCCCUUUAAGUUGGCAUGCAUUUCCAUGUAACUGCAAGUUGACAAUUUAGAAAUGCUUUCUAUUUAUUGCAGCUGAUAUCAAGAACAAAUUUAAACCAGAGUGAAGUACCUGGUGCUGCAAAAUGACCUGGUGCUAAAGGAGGCGGUAAGCUCCUUACUCAAUCUAGUGUUGACUGACUGGUACUUGAAUUCUAUGUAUGUAUAGAUCUUAAUGUUACAUGUCUUUAUGGGUUACUAUUUGGAUGGAUGAACGAACAAAAACGAACUAGGGUUAAUGUACCACAAGUUAAGUUCACCCGACGGCAUUUUUGUUAUAAUGUUGAUCCACACAAAAACUCAUUUUGACUCGUCCCUCAUUUAUAUAAAACUUGCUGUUAGAGUAAGGCACUUACAAAGGAAGUAAAUGGGGCCAGUCCAUAAACAUUCAAAUGCACAGUUUCAAAUUUACAGUGGCAAGAAUAAGUAUGUGAACCCUUUGGAAUUACCUGCAUUUAUGCAAAAAUUUGUCUUAAAAUCUGGUUUGAACUUCAUCUAAGUCACAAUAAUGAACAAACACAAUCAGGUUUAACUAAUAACACGCAAAAUAUUGUAUUAUUCUUGUACAUAUUGAAUACAUCAAACGAGAUUGGAGGUGUGGGUUAGAGCUACUUUGACUUAUAAAAAGCACUUAAAUAUUUUGAGUUUGCUAUUCACAAGAAGCAUCUGCUGAUGUGGACCAUGCUUCACUUAAAAGAGAUUUCAGAAGACCUUCUAAUAUGAUCAAGAAUUGUUGCUUUUGUUGCAAAGUUAUGCCAAAGACCACCUUGACACUUCUCAACGCUACUGGGAAAAGUUUUUGUGUACUUAUGAAACUAAUGUUGAAUUGUUUGGGAAGAACAUGCAGAACUAAAAAAGGCAUAAAAAAGGGCACUGCACACCAAAAUGAAAGCAUCCCAACAGUGAAGUACGGUGGAGAGAGCAUCAUGAUUUGGGGCCGCUUUGGGGCCUGGACUGCUAGCCAUCAUUGAGGGAAAAAUGAAUUCCCAAAUUUAUCAAGAUAUCCUUCAGGAUGAUGUCAGGGUGGCUGUGCGCCAGCUGAAGCUCAGUAGAAGUUGAGUGAUGCAGCAGGACAUUAACCAUAAACAUUGUAGUAAAUCCGUCAAAAAAGAAAAUCCACAUUUUGGACUGGCCCAGACAGAGCCCAGACCUUUACUCAAUAGAGAUGCCGUGGAAUGACCUCAAGAGAGCCGUUCACACUAAAUAUCCUAAUAAUAUGGCUGAACUGAAGCAGUUCUGUAAGAAGGAACGGUCCAAAAUCCCUUCUGAAUGUUGCGCAGGUCUGAUCCGCAGCUACCGGAAACACUUGUUUCAAGUUAUGGCUGCUAAAGGAGGAUCAAACAGUUAUUAAAUCCAAGGGUUCAUUUACUUUUUCCACAGCACUGUAAAUGUUUAAUGGGAUGUGCUCAAUAAAGACAUGAAAGACUAUAAUUGUUUGUGUGUUGUCAGCUUAAGCACAUUGUGUUUAUCUACAGUAUACUUGUGACAAAUUAAUGCAGAAAACUGCUAAUUCCAAAGGGUUCACAUACUUUUUCUUGCCACUUUACAAGAUGUAAACAUUAUACACGUUAACAUGAUUAGGUGAGCUCAAAUCAGGGAUUUACUCGUGUUGUGGCAUUGACCAGAUUACAGAUCAUCACAAUGCAGCUGUAUUGGAUAUACUGUAUGUAACUCUACACAGAUAAGAAGUGUCAUUUUAUCACACUAAUAUAACAUAUAACAUAUUUACAUUGUGCAUUUGAAUGUUUUUGGACUGAAGAAAUUCACUUCCAUACUGUAACCGUGAUUUUUGCUUAUUGUUAAUAAACGAGGAAUGAGAUGAAAUUGUGGUAAUCAACAUUAUACCACAAAUGUUGUUGAUUGAGCUUAACUUGUAUUGAACCCAGAAUAUUCCUCUAUUAAAUAUUACAUUAGGUAUACGUUUGCUUAUAGGGAUGUUUUUGGCUUUUUGUAAUAGGCUACAUAAACACAAACUGUCAACCUUUCAUGUAUAUAUGUACAUUUCACCAGCGUGUUGAUUCGUUCCCUCAGAUCUCUUUGACUCAACUACUUUCUAAUACAGAAUAGCUUUGUUGGAAUAAUACAAUAAUAAACAAUAGUUCGCUUCUCUGAAUAGGUUAUCAUGAAACAUAUCCAAAGAAACUCUUUUGUUUGUAUUGUUUUAAUUUGAUUAUCAUCUGUCAGGUCUCAUUUUUAAAUAUCAGAUUCUGGAAAGUUCUAGCCAUCACUCAGGUAACACAGUUGCAUCUAAUAAUCUGUUUACGUUUCGUCAAGGGUCCAUGUGUUUUGCAGAAAUCAUUCAGUGUUGUUGUUUUGCUUCAGUGAGUACAUUUAUUGGCCUGCGCUGCAUUACUAUGAACUGAUCAACAUCAAAAUGAUUUGCAACAAAUUUUAGUGUCAAGUUGCACUGAAACAUUAAAUUAAUCUUGUUGUGGAGGGUGUCUUUUAGCUUGCCAUUGUAAUAAUAGGUAACACUUUAUAAUAAGGUUCCAUUCUUUAACAUUAGUUAAUGCAUUCAUUAUCAUUAACUAACAAUGAACAAUAUAUUCAAUAUAUUCAGCAUUUGUUGAUCUUUGUUAGUGUUAGUUUAUAAAAACAUAAUUGUUCAUUGUUUGUUCAUAUUGCAUUAAUGUCAACAAAUACAUUGUUUGAUUUAAAAACAUAUUAGCAUUUGUUAUAACUAACAUUAACCAUGAUUAGUAUAUGAUGUAAAAGUAUAGUUUAUUUGAACUAAUGUUAACAAUUGGAGCCUUAUUGUAAAGUGUUAAUAAUAUGUAGUUUGUCUUUGCCUGUCCAAUAGACAUGUAGAAAUGUUUUGUGGUUUACAUAGAAGAGAUUUUACAUGUGAAAUUGUCAUUUUCGCAAUACUUUACUUUUUGGGGAAAUUUGUCAUGUUAAAUAUCCAUAUUGCACUUUUGUAUCACCUUUCUGAUUUGUAUUGCUUUUAUUAAACUUGUUUUGUACAUCAUACCGUGUGCUGUGAGGGAAACCUUUCAAAUUGGAAAUGGCAGGUGAAACUGUAGAAUUGCAUCUUUAUUCUCAAGGCUAGUGAGCGAUAUUGCUUACAACUAUUUGAGCCUAAAAUAAUGACAUUUCAUGAAUCAGACUAGAAAUCUGAGCCUCUGAGCUGCAGCCAACGACACCAUCCAACUCUUCUCUAAACCAGUUAUCAUCAGGGAAAAGGUGCUCCAUAAAUGCUCCAUGGAGUGGUGGUGGUGUAGUGGUCUAAGCACAUAACUGGUAAUCAGAAGGUCGCUGGUUCGAUCCCCACAGCCACCACCAUUGUGUCCUUGAGCAAGGCACUUAACUCCAGGUUGCUCCGGGGGAAUUGUCCCUGUAAUAAGGGCUCUGUAAGUUGCUUUGGAUAAAAGUGUCUGCCAAAUGCAUAAAUAUAAAAUAUAAAUAAUUACAC